This is a messenger RNA of Humulus lupulus (European hop), 1344 nucleotides long. RefSeq names its product probable NAD(P)H dehydrogenase (quinone) FQR1-like 2. The transcript has 2 exons. The coding region runs from base 339 to 1145 and encodes 268 amino acids. Gene Ontology annotation, molecular function: NAD(P)H dehydrogenase (quinone) activity; FMN binding. The record is from RefSeq and is a predicted model, not a curated record. NCBI's taxonomy places the organism in Eukaryota, Viridiplantae, Streptophyta, Magnoliopsida, Rosales, Cannabaceae.
CCAAUCACGGCGGCCUCUACCAGUUUUAUCUUCUUUUGUUAUUUUAUUUUAAUUUCCAAAAGAGACGAAUCUUAAGGAUCCAUCUUCCAUAUAUUCCAAAUCCAAAGCCAUCGUCUCUCUGAUCCAAAAACAGCCCCUAUACGACGUCGUCUGGUACCACUAAACUCGCCACGUGAGCCUUCUUCCCACCCAAAUCCGUUUUCACAAAACUGAAACAAAAAAAACAACUCACUCUUCGAGCUCGUUCUCCUUUGAAUUUUUUAAAUUUUGAAAAACAAAAAGAGUUUUUGAAUUCUCAUUUCUUGAAAAGCAAGAAUUGGGUUUUUUCAUCAUUAACGAUGGGGAAGGGCGGUGGCUGUGUUCCAAGCAAGAAGAAGGUGCCCACGGGCGGCACCGCCGCCGUCGCAGAAGAUUCCCCGCGCGGCUCAGUCAACGCGUCGAUUCCAGCCGAUGACAAGUCGUACGAUGCCGUUUCAAAUCCUGCGACAGUUAACGACGAUAACGCCACGGCAGCGGUUGCGGUUGUUGGUGCGACGAAGCUCAGGGUGUUCGUUGUGUUCUACUCAAUGUACGGACACGUGGAAUGCUUGGCUAGGAGGAUUAAGAAAGGGGUUGACUCGGUCGAUGGAGUGGAGGGGGUUUUGUUCAGGGUGGCGGAGACAUUGCCGGUUGAGGUUUUGGAUCAGAUGAAAGCGCCGCCGAAGGACCCCGAGAUUCCUGAAAUCAAGGCGGAAGAGCUAGUGGAGGCCGACGGCGUCUUGUUUGGGUUUCCGACGAGGUACGGGAGUAUGGCGGCGCAGAUGAAGGCGUUUUUCGAUUCGACGGGGCAGUUGUGGAAGGAGCAGAAGCUUUCUAGGAAGCCAGCAGGGUUCUUCGUCAGUACCGGUACUCAAGGUGGUGGCCAAGAAACGACGGCUUGGACGGCUAUUACGCAACUGGUACACCACGGAAUGCUGUUUGUUCCGAUUGGAUAUACUUUUGGGGCUGGUAUGUUCAAGAUGGACUCCAUAAGAGGGGGAUCUCCCUAUGGUGCUGGUGUAUUUGCCGGUGACGGCACAAGAGAACCCACUGAAACUGAAUUGGCUCUUGCAGAGCAUCAAGGAAAGUACAUGGCAGCCGUGGUGAAGAAGCUGUCCUCUGCUUAAAAAUCUUGAUCAUGUUGUGUUUGCCCAUCUAUAGAUUUUUUUGUCUUGUGAUUGAUUGCUUUUACCAUUGUUUUCCAGUUACAAAAAUGCCUUUCUUUAUUCCUCCUACAGUUAUGCUCUGUUUAGAUAAAGUUGUACAUGGUUUUUCAUUUGUUCUCACAUCACAUGAUUUUGUCAAAUAAUUUGUUCGAAUGUCCAA